CCAUGUGUACUGCUUUCUCAAUCUUAUCUACAUUUAGAGGCCAAGUCAGGUUCUAAAGGGGCUUGAGAAGAGAGUGUCAACAUAAGGGCCUUUAAUUAUCCGAGAAGUAAUCACAUAACACAAAGACUCCCAACUUUUUUUUUAAAGACAUACCAGCUUUGAGAAUGAACUAAACUAAGGAAAAGCUACUGUUGCCCCUCCACAAACAUAUACAAGAAGGCCUUUGAUGCCAGUCCGACGCCCAUUAAAAAAAAAAAAAAAUCACCUUGCCACAGACUCUUGUUUGGGGAUGGAGGGCUAGUUCUCAGGCCCCGGAACCGUAAGACUCCACCGGAGGCAGAACAGAGUCGGAACAGAAAGCGGGGCUCCCCAGCGCGAACCUAGCUUAAGGCUUCGGCCCGGCGGAAAAAUCCCAUUGCAACUUCCGCCCAGCUCUAGUUCCGCGCACUCUCCUGGCGUUGUUUGCCGUCUCUAUGGCAACCCGGUAGUUGAAGUUUGACUAUGGAGGCGAAGGAGUCUUCUACACUGUCUCCAUCUUUAGAGGUACACCCCAGCUCCGAUGGGCUGGGGACUACUUCAGAACCGGUUUCUUCAGAUGUCAGUCCUAGGUCUGUCCUGGCAGCCAAAACGGCAGCAACUGCCGCUGCGGCUGCACAUUUUACAACCUCGUCUACAGCCUCGUCUACCGCCAGAGCACCUGUGUUAUGUGCACAGCCCCCAGCUGAGUCCGCAGAGCCCUCCUCUGACAGUCCUGAGUCGGCCUACAAUGCACCCUACCAGAUGGGACAUGGGAAUCUUGGCUUUCCACCCACUUAUAUUGCCUGCAUUGUUCAGGAUCCCUGUACUACAACUGACGUUAGCUCCAGCCUUGGCCUUGUAACUACGUCAAGCUCUGGUCCUGGACCCUGUGUUCCUGAAGCUACUCCUUGUUAUGGCACUGUUCCUGUCUCUGGCCCUAUCUGUGGCCCUGCUCUUGGCUCUAGCUCUGGCUCUCCUCCUGGCCCUAGCUCUGGCUCUCCUCCUGGCCCUAGCUCUGGCUCUGCUCCUGGCCCUAGCUCUGGCUCUGCUCCUGGCCCUAGCUCUGGCUCUCCUCCUGGCCCUAGCUCUGGCUCUGCUCCUUGGCCUACCUCUGACUCUGCUCCUGGCCCCAGUUCUGGCUCUGCUCCUGGCCUCAGCUCUGGUUCUGCUCCUGGCCUCAGCUCUGGUUCUGCUCCUGGCCUCAGCUCUGGCUCUGCUCCUGGCCUCAGCUCUGGCUCUGCUCCUGGCCUCAGCUCUGGCUCUGCUCCUGGCCUCAGCUCUGGCUCUGCUCCUGGCCUCAGCUCUGGCUCUGCUCCUGGCCUCAGCUCUGGUUCUGCUCCUGGCCUCAGCUCUGGUUCUGCUCCUGGCCCCAGCUCUAGCUCUGCUCCAGGCCCCAGCUCUGGCUCUGCUCCUGGCCCUAGCUCUGGCUCUGCUCCUGGCCCUAGCUCUGGCUCUGCUCCUGAAUCUGGCUCUGGUCCAGGUCUUACCCCUGGAGCAGAUGCAGAACCCGGCCCUGCCCCUGAGCCCGGAUCCUGCCCUUCUGAAAAGCUCAUCCACCUGGAGGUAGAUAUUCCUCCUAUGUGUACCACCUGGGUCCAACAAUACUACGAGCGACCUCAGAAACAACCACUCUGGGAAUCUUUGCAAGUUUCAGAACCUGGAGUGAGAGGGCCACAGGAUCCCAGGCAUGUGAAAGGGAAGUCUACGCUUCUCCAUAAAACACUGCCAAGGGGCAGGUGUCUUCUUUACAACUGGGAGGAAGAGAGAGCCACCGAUCACCUGGAUCAAGUCCCAUGCUCCCAGGAUGGCUCUGAGAGCUUCUUCUUCCGACAUGGACACCAGGGACUUCUGACCAUGCAUCUACAAUCACCCAUGUCCUCCAGCACCACCCAGAGGGACUCAUACCAGCCCCCAGGAGAACCAUGCCAGCCACUUCGAGGGAAUCGUGCAGCCAUGCUGGAGAUGUACUUGUACCACCAAAUCUGUAAUGAGCUUGAGGCAGAACAGGAACCCAAGAGGAAGCUCUUUGAGGUCGAGUCAGUAACACGCCAUGACUAUGGAGUGAAGCUUGUCCCAGCAAGGCCUCCUGCCCCAACAAAGGCUCAUGACUACUGCAAGGAGCAGCCUGAAACCUUCUGGUUACAGAUGGCAUCAAAGAUUCCGGGUGUCAGUAACAUCAGGACAGUGGACACACCAUUCUGGAAGAACUGCAGCUUCUCAACACCAUUGCCGUUGUGUCUGGGAGAUCCUUUGCCAUGUGAACCUGAAAGUUAUCCCCAGAAGUUGGGAACAGUGUCUUCCCUUGCCUGUCAGGGAAGCGAGUUGGAGUGUCAAAAUAGGAAAACAACUCCUCCCUAAAGGUUGAAGAAGGAAAUUAAUAUAGAAUUUGGAAUCUGUUUGUACUAAAGAGUUUGCUGGAGAAGCUGACUGUAUACUUGGUGAAGGGAUUUUACAUAAAGGGUCCUCUCUCAUCCUGAAUAUGC
Messenger RNA from Dipodomys spectabilis (banner-tailed kangaroo rat), 2501 nucleotides. It is a transcript of the gene Spag8, whose product is annotated as sperm associated antigen 8. Gene Ontology annotation, biological process: positive regulation of transcription by RNA polymerase II. The record is from RefSeq and is a predicted model, not a curated record. Gene Ontology annotation, cellular component: nucleus; cytoplasm. The transcript has 7 exons. The coding region runs from base 502 to 2376 and encodes 624 amino acids. NCBI's taxonomy places the organism in Eukaryota, Metazoa, Chordata, Mammalia, Rodentia, Heteromyidae. Gene Ontology annotation, molecular function: microtubule binding.